Messenger RNA from Chaetura pelagica (chimney swift), 441 nucleotides. It is a transcript of the gene TSTD3, whose product is annotated as thiosulfate sulfurtransferase (rhodanese)-like domain containing 3. NCBI's taxonomy places the organism in Eukaryota, Metazoa, Chordata, Aves, Apodiformes, Apodidae. The record is from RefSeq and is a predicted model, not a curated record. The transcript is spliced from 4 exons. Gene Ontology annotation, molecular function: thiosulfate-cyanide sulfurtransferase activity. Gene Ontology annotation, cellular component: mitochondrion. Bases 1 to 441 code for a protein of 146 amino acids.
AUGCCCGGACGGAAACUCAUCGCGUGCGAGUGUGCGGAAGUGUCAUCGGUGUCGUGUCCCGGGGCCGCCGGCCGCGGCCUGUGCUCCCGCGGGGCGCCCGGCCUCUCCUCCCAGCAGCUCAAGGACUUGAAGUCGAGCAACGUCCUCCACAUCGAUGUGCGGGAGAGGUGGGAGAUCGAGAAGUUUGGGAAAAUCCCGGCGUCCAUCAACAUCCCGUUGGGUGAAUUAGUGGAAGCUCUGCAGAUGGACCCAGCAGAGUUCAAGGAGCAGUACAACCAAAAGAUGCCAGCCAAGUCAGACCCUGUGGUUUUCUCCUGCCUGGCAGGAAAAAGAAGUAAACAAGCACUGGGUUUUGCCAUGUCCUUGGGUUUCAGCAGAGUUCAGCAAUAUUCUGGUGGCUUUGAGGAUUGGGUAAAACAUGAACCUCCAGAGAAAAAAUGA